ACUGAGCCCGAGGAAGAGCAACAUAGUCCCGAAGAAGAAGAAUUUAACGGUUCCCGGUUGUUUAACCGCUUCUGUCUCCACGGAGGGAUCGCUUCUUUUUGUUUUGUAUUUAAAACCUCACCGUUCAGUGUUUUAGCUGAAUGAUUUACGUCCCGAAACGAGCCCCCGCGGAUAAACUUCUAUCGACAAGUGCCAUGUUCUGACAGCUUGCAAUUCAGAACCAUCAUUGCAACGCGAGUAGAGACUCGGGGCAAUGGAGGAGGGCUCUGAGGUGAUGGAGGACAUUGUGUUUCGAGGUGUGGACUUUUCUGUGAAGAUGGAGUUGGACAAGAAUUUGCUGAUAGUAGAAAUCUCUGACUCGGUUACAGCAGAUCAGUGGAGAGGAGAAUUCGACCCAGCGUAUAUUGAAGACCUCACUCGCAAAACUGGCAACUUCAAACAGUUCCCGAUUUUCUGUAGCAUGUUGGAAUCUGCUGUCAGGAAGACAAGUGAUUCAGUAACUCUUGACCUCCUGACUUACGCCGACCUGGAGCUGCUGCGUAACAGAAAAGCAGGCGUGGUCGGUCGUCCUCGCGGUCAGCAGCAGUCAUCUGCCCUCACCACCAAAAGAUACCUCAUCCUCAUAUAUACUGUAGAGUUUGACAGGAUCCACUACCCUUUACCUCUGCCAUAUGUGGGGAAACCAGACCCAGCUACUCUUCAGAAGGAGAUCCGAACGCUCAGGGGGGAGAUAAGCACUCUCACCUCACAAGGAGUUAACAAAUCUGCCCAUUUAGAAAUACAGCGUCUACGAGAAGAGCUGGCUGCAGUAAAGGAAGAAAAGGAAGGCAUGGCCAAGGCUCUGGGCCGACUUCAGCUGAGUGGUAAGUGUUCUACGGCUGAGCGAGAGGACUGGAGGAUCAGGGACGUGGUGAGGACACUGGAGGAACAGCUCAUCAAGGAGAGGGCCAAAAGUCAAAGGUCAACGAGUAAGAGGUGCCAGGAGCAGCGACUCCUUAUGGAGCAGCUAGAGGAGCUGAGAGCAUCGGAGUGCACCCUCCGUGUUCGUGUCAAGAGUCUCACCAAUGAACUGGCAUUACUGCGGAGAGGCAGAGUGACUCCUGGGUCGGGCCACGUCAGCUCUCGAGUUGAUGGAGAGAUCUAUCGCUCUCUUUCUCGUGAGAGGAGGUCUGGAUAUGGGACAGUCAGGGCUCGGUCUGAGUCUAGAGAGCGAACGGAGGACAGUCGGCAUAGAUCAGUGGAAAGAGCAAGAAGAGCGGACUCUUCUGGAGCACGGGCUCACAUACCCAGGCCAUCGCCUUCCCCGACAGGGUCCAGAGUGCCACGCUUCGACCCAACAGCCUACAUCCAGGACCGGCAGCGCAGGCGGAAAGAGACGGAACUCAAAAAACAGAGGAAGGUGCGAAGGGACAUUCUGACAUCACCCGUCAUCCCCGAGAGGGGCCGCUCCCGAUCCAGAGAGACCUAUCCUCAGGUGGUCCGGUCUAGCAGCAGAGGCAGGAGUCUGUCUGGGGAGCGCAGAGGCAGCAGGAACUCCUCUGAGAGCUCAUUAGCAGAUAUGGAUGAAAUGACCCAAACUCUGUUCAGGGGAAGAAAACUGAUGUACAAUGGAUCUAACGUGUCUAGAGGCCUCAUGACCAGAAAGCCUUUAUGCAGUACUCCAACAUACAGAGUUAAAGACAAAGAGAGCUCAAUAAACACGGGAGCUGAGCUGUCGGAGAUCGACGCGAGACUGCAGGCGCUUCAGGACUACAUGAGGGACUUGGACACAGGACACUAACUUGCUGCACGAGUCCCACCUGGACUCUUCACAUGUGAAGCUCAGGUCGACGGAGGA
Molecule: messenger RNA, 1837 nt
Organism: Nematolebias whitei (Rio pearlfish)
Lineage: Eukaryota; Metazoa; Chordata; Actinopteri; Cyprinodontiformes; Rivulidae
Gene: ccdc61
Product: coiled-coil domain containing 61
Exons: 13
Coding region: 254-1780 (508 amino acids)
Cellular component (GO): centrosome
Source: RefSeq, a predicted model, not a curated record